CCCCUCCACGUGGUGUGUCCCUUCGCGUAACAACGACAAAGCAUGUAAUUUGUGAAGGAAAAAAAAAAAACUCUGGGGACACAUAUAGCAGCUGUUAUCACCAAACCGAAUAGCAAUUCCGAGUACCCCCCUGGGAACAUGCUUCCGAAAAAUAAGCUGUCUGACAUAUGCACGGCCAUUACGCUGGAAAAGGCCAAGGAAAACUUAACGAAUGAGUACAAACUGGGAAAUGAAAAAAAUCAAAGCAAAGAGCAGCGUACACAGUUGGUGGAUGGAGAAAAGGGAGAGGAGAAUUCCCCCCGAGUAGACGAAAACAGCGACGAGGAGGAAAUCCGGAAAUGGAGGGAGAAGCGACUCACGCAACUUAAAAAAAAACAGGAGAUGAAGAAAGACGGCGUUUACCUCGAAAUAUGUGAAAAGGACUUCAUACCCACUGUCCUUAAGAACAGCAACGUGGUCUGCCACUUUUACGACAACGCGUUCAAGCGCUGCGACAUUUUACACCUCCACUUGAUCAAGCUGGCCAACAUACACCUGGCCACGAAAUUUAUCAAAGUGGAAGCCAAAAAUUGCCUAUUUUUCAUGAACAAGUUAAACAUAAAAAUUUUGCCCAGCUUGUGUUUGUUCAUCGACGGAGUUCUCGUAAAAACCUGCGUUGGGUUUGAAGACUUUGGAAAUAAGGAUGCCUUCAAAACGAAGGACCUGGAGGAGUACUUGUUCAGGAAGAAGCUCAUCAGCAGCAUGGAAUACAGCGACGGAGAUGAAGAAGCGUAAAAUGGUUACUUCCGAGGAGGUGGGUUGCCAAAGCAGCCAGGAGAAUUCCCCCAACACACACCGUGGCGCAAAUAAGAUGAGAUAAGAUUGGACCCACAAAUGUAUACCCCUGUUCUCCCUGUCCGUUUUACCUCCCCACCUGGAGAGCUACUUCUUUUUCAACUUUUUCCUUUGCGCAUUAAUUUGCUUCUGCCGACUGAUGGCCUUACUUUCACUUAUAUAAAACAACAUGGGUUUUUUUUUUUUAAUUAAGUAAAAAGGGAACCGCAAAUAAAGCAAAAUCUUAUACACAUGCAGCA
This is a messenger RNA of Plasmodium vivax (malaria parasite P. vivax), 1073 nucleotides long. RefSeq lists its product as hypothetical. Gene Ontology annotation, cellular component: cytoplasm. The record is from RefSeq and is a predicted model, not a curated record. NCBI's taxonomy places the organism in Eukaryota, Apicomplexa, Aconoidasida, Haemosporida, Plasmodiidae. The transcript is spliced from 9 exons. The coding region runs from base 139 to 774 and encodes 211 amino acids.